Messenger RNA from Brachypodium distachyon (stiff brome), 2151 nucleotides. RefSeq names its product folylpolyglutamate synthase. The coding region runs from base 16 to 1785 and encodes 589 amino acids. Gene Ontology annotation, biological process: tetrahydrofolylpolyglutamate biosynthetic process. Lineage: Eukaryota; Viridiplantae; Streptophyta; Magnoliopsida; Poales; Poaceae. The transcript has 16 exons. Gene Ontology annotation, molecular function: ATP binding; tetrahydrofolylpolyglutamate synthase activity. The record is from RefSeq and is a predicted model, not a curated record. Gene Ontology annotation, cellular component: cytosol; cytoplasm; mitochondrion.
GAGGAGCCCACCACCAUGGCCGCACCAACCCUCCUCCUGCUCCCACUGCUACAAGUAAGCAGCCGCGCCCACCUCGGCCGCGCGCCGCCCAUGCCACCUCUCGCCUCCGCCGCCGCCCACCUCCUCCUCCGCCGCCGCUUGGGCCGCCACCACCUCCUGCUCUCGCCCCCGCCAGCCUCCCACUCCUCCUUCCCCGUCCGCCGCGUCUUCGCUCGCGCCAUGGAAUCCUCCUCCAGCGCCGCCGCCGCCGCCGCGGCGCAGCAGGCAGGUGGCGCUGCUGUGACCGCGGAGGAGUACGAGGAGGUGCUGGGGCGGCUGUCGUCGCUCAUCACGCAGAAGGUGCGGGCGCACACCGGGAACAGGGGCAACCAGUGGGACCUCAUGGAGCGCUACCUCCAGAUUCUGGAGCUGGAGGAGCCGAUCGCGCGGAUGAAGGUGAUCCAUGUCGCGGGGACCAAAGGAAAGGGUUCGACAUGCACAUUCACGGAGUCAAUCCUGCGAUCUUGUGGUUUCCGCACUGGGUUGUUCACCUCACCGCAUUUGAUGGAUGUCCGUGAGCGGUUCCGGCUAGAUGGGGUGGACAUUUCUCAAGAGAAGUUUUUGAAGUACUUCUGGUGGUGCUGGAAUAAACUGAAGGAGAAGACUCAUGACGAUACUCCCAUGCCACCCUAUUUCAGGUUCAUGGCCUUGCUAGCAUUCAAGAUAUUUUCUGCUGAGCAGGUAGAUGUUGCUCUUCUUGAGGUUGGUCUCGGAGGAAAGUUUGAUGCAACUAAUGUGGUUAAAGCACCUGUAGUCUGUGGAAUAUCUUCUCUUGGAUUCGAUCAUAUGGAAAUUCUUGGAAAUACGCUUGGGGAAAUUGCUGGGGAGAAGGCUGGAAUAUUCAAGAAAGGUGUUCCAGCCUAUACUGCUCCACAGCCAGAAGAGGCAAUGGUAGCUCUCAAACAGAGAGCUUUGGAAUUGGGUAUUUCACUCCAAGUCGCUGAUCCUUUGAAGCCGCAUCAGUUAAAAGAUCAACAUCUUGGACUGCAUGGUGAGCACCAAUACAUAAAUGCUGGCCUUGCAGUAGAGCUAGCUAGUACAUGGCUUGAGAAACAAGGACACAUGGACAGAAUUCCACUCAACCGUACUGAUCCCUUGCCAGAUCAGUUCAUUAGAGGAUUGUCAAGCGCUUCUUUGCAAGGCCGAGCGCAGAUUGUUCCAGAUUCACAAGUAAAUUCAGAAGAGAAGGACCCACAUUGUCCUUUAGUAUUCUAUUUGGAUGGAGCGCACAGCCCUGAAAGUAUGGAAAUAUGUGCUCGGUGGUUUUCCCAUGUUACCAAGGAGGAUAAAAGCAUACAGUCUUCUAUGGAGCAGCCUCAGUCGGGUCGCAACACUCGAAAGAUUCUUCUAUUCAAUUGCAUGUCUGUGAGAGAUCCUAUGAGAUUGCUUCCACAUCUUGUGGAUACUGCAACACAAAAUGGGGCCCACUUUGAUCUGGCUCUAUUUGUGCCAAACCAAUCACAAUACAACAAGCUUGGUUCUAAUGCAUCAGCGCCUGCAGAGCCUGAGCAAAUUGAUUUGUCAUGGCAACUAUCGCUCCAAACAGUAUGGGAGAAAUUACUUCAUGGUGAUAAAGGUUUAAAUAGCACGGAUUCCAGUGAGACUAGCCUAGUUUUUGAAUCACUUCCACUAGCAAUCGAGUGGCUAAGGAAAAGUGCCCAAGAAGAUCCAUCUACUACUUAUCAGGUCCUGGUUACUGGCUCCCUGCAUCUCAUUGGUGACGUAUUGAGGUUGCUGAAGAAGUGAUAUUAUUUUCGGAACACUAGACAGUUUGAGCUUCACAUAUAACUUACUGAUCAUGUGACCACAAGCUGGGGCUCUUUGUGAUUUAUCUUUGAGAUCUUCCAACGGCAACCACAUUGUUAAAGAAAUCCAGCAAUGUCAAGGGCCUUUGGUUUCGAUACAAAUUAAGUAGCAAGAUUGUUAUGUUUCUUUUGUUAGAGGAGCUUGUUGUAUUCUUGUUUUGUGUUUUCUGGCCAGUGUUAGCCAUUUUAUACCUAACUUUGUAUCCUAGAAAUGGGUUAUGCCCACUGUUAAACUCAGAAUUCAGGACGCAACUAAGAUAUGAAUAAGAUGACGACGACAGCGGUAUUGAUCAUGUCAUUUUUCUUA